AACAUCACAGGUAACACUUAGAAAGACAGGCUUUGCAAUUACAUCAUGUCAUCAUACAGUAUCAGGCAGAUCUCUACAGGAUCCUCAAGUGGCCUGGGAUCAGGUGGCAUUGGUGGUGGCUCAAGCAGGUUGUCUAUGGCUAGUCACAGGGCACCCAGCAUCCAUGGAGGCAGUGGCGGUAAAAAUAUCUCCAUCUCAAGAGUAGUUUCCUCUGGUGUCAGUGGUCUAGGUAGUAGCUUUGGUGGUGGAUAUGGUGGUCUAGGUUCUGGCGUAGGUGGAAGCUUCACAUCUAGCUAUGGUUAUGGCUUUGGAGGUGGACAUGGUGCUGGAGAAGGUCUUCUGAAUGGAGGUGAGAAGGAGACCAUGCAGAACCUGAAUGACCGUCUGGCCUCGUACCUUGACAAGGUGCACUCCCUGGAGAAAGCAAACUCCCAGUUGGAGAUUCAGAUUCGAGAAUGGUAUGAGAAGCAAGGACCAAGCCCAUCUCGUGACUACAGCCAGUAUUACAAAGUUAUUGAGGAUCUUCGUAACAAGAUCCUACAUGCCACUUUGGACAAUGCCAGCACUCUUUUGCAGAUUGAUAAUGCCAAAUUGGCUGCUGAUGACUUCAGAACCAAGUAUGAGACUGAACUAUCCCUCCGUAUGAAUGUGGAGGGUGACAUCAAUGGCCUGCGCAGAGUCCUGGAUGAAUUGACCUUAGUUAGGUCAGACCUGGAGAUCCAGAUUGAGAGCUUGAAGGAAGAGUUGGCCUACCUGAAGAAAAACCAUGAGGAGGAAGUAAAUGCUCUCCGAGGACAAACCGGUGGACAUGUUAAUGUGGAGAUGGACGCUGCCCCAGCUGUUGAUCUUAAUAAGAUCUUGACCGAUAUGAGACAGCAAUAUGAAGACAUGGCCGACAAGAACCGCAGGGAAGUCGAAGCCUGGUACUUCAAGCAGACAGAAGAACUGAGCAGAGAAGUUGCAAGCCACAGUGAACAGAUCCAGUCCAGCAAAACAGAAAUAACUGACCUUAAACGUACCUUCCAAAGCUUAGAGAUUGAGCUGCAGACACAACUAAGUAUGAAAUCAGCAUUGGAAGGCACUCUGGCAGAGACAGAAGGCCGGUACUGCGUCCAGCUCUCUCAGAUACAGGACUUGAUCAGUAGUGUUGAAGGUCAACUUGCUGAGUUACGGUCAGAUAUGGAACGCCAGAGCUACGAAUACAAAAUACUCAUGGAUGUGAAGACCCGACUGGAACAGGAAAUCGCCACCUACAGACGUCUCCUGGAGGGAGAAGAUGUUAACAUUCCAUACAAAGAAAGUCCUAAAACCGUCCGCCAGUACCGCACCAUCAUUCAGGAAACAGUUGAUGGACAGGUCGUUUCAACAAAGGAGCAAGUUCACAGAGAGAAAUAACCUAAAACAGUCUCCAAACUCAGCACAGAGUAUCAUUGACUUACAUAUAAUAACAUGUCUAAUGUAAAAUGCUCACCAACAGUCAGCGGUAAGCCACCUGUGGCAUCCCAGCUCCAGGUGACAAGACAUGUUCUGGUUUGUAGCUCCACAAAUCUUGGAGAGCCACAGGCUGGCUAAUCCUGUGGUAUAAUAACAUCUCUCUUUUGAGCAACCAAUAAGAAAUUCUGAGAUAUGAUCAAUCAAUGGUAUUUUGUGCUGGAUUAAUCAUUUUAAGUUAUUGAUACCAAUGUAAUUCCUGUGUUUCCGGUAUCCAAUAAUACAGUUCUUUGUGCUACUUCUUAAGAUCUUGUUUAUUCUGUUCUAAUAAAGUUAUCA
Messenger RNA from Pseudophryne corroboree (corroboree frog), 1770 nucleotides. Its product is annotated as keratin, type I cytoskeletal 17-like. Lineage: Eukaryota; Metazoa; Chordata; Amphibia; Anura; Myobatrachidae. Bases 46 to 1395 code for a protein of 449 amino acids. The record is from RefSeq and is a predicted model, not a curated record. Gene Ontology annotation, molecular function: structural molecule activity. The transcript has 8 exons. Gene Ontology annotation, cellular component: cytoskeleton. Gene Ontology annotation, biological process: intermediate filament organization; epithelial cell differentiation.